UGUGCGUGUGUGUUUUUGCUUCUGCCGCGCGGCAUUAGAGUGCGCCCGUGUGUUGCUAUGCGCUUGCUUGUGCUUGUGUGUGUGUGUGCGCAGUUCCCUUGCAAGUUGUUAUCUUGUUCCUUUCGCUUCGCUUGCCGGCACUCUCUGGCUCGGUUGCGAUAAGAGCAAAAGGUUAAAUACUGUCCCUCACACAGCGCUUGACUCACCCGCUAAUGUGUGUGUGUGUGUGCGUGCGAGUGUGUUGGAAGGUUUUGACGCAUUCGAGCACUCUUUGGGCAAGAUCAUUUCGAGCAGUUUGUGGCAAUCGGCUGCGCGGGGGAGCCUGCACCGGCGAGCGAAGGCAGUAAGAAAACCAGUUCCACGCCAAAGCCACAAGCGCGCUCGAUCUUGUCCCGCGAGCGCACAAAGUGUGUGCGUACAGCAGCAGCAGCAGCACCACCACCAUCACCGUUCAGCAUCCACCUUCUAUUGCCAACGAAUCGAAGCAAGCACUGCGCGCUGGAGUAUUGAAAACUGGUUUGUUGCUUCCACAAUGCUCGUACAGCGUGUUGAAUUGUGCAAGUGAAUAAAGUGAAAAAAAUCUAAGUAAAAAAACAACCAUUUCGCACAAAACAGGAAUUGAGUGAAGUGACAAGUGAACUUAAGUGAAACAAACAAAAUAAUCAAUCCAGCUAGUGUAUUUGCGCUAAAUUAUAUAAAAGUGACGACACGAAUGUUUAUCCAUUAAAAAAAAAACAAACGAAUGAAAAAAAGAAACGACUUCCCAGUACACACAGUCCUAUUAUUCAUCGAGCACAGUUCAUAAAGCGCCGUUUCGUCGUUUGCCUAGGUUCUUGUCGGUGCAAAGCGAGUAGCUUCAAAUUAAGCGCCCGUAAACAGCAAGGAAGCAAAGGAUUACAAACUGAACGUGGAUGGAGGCGCACUGUGCGAGUGUAUAUAGAUACACAUUUCUUCGGCAAACGUUUCGAGCUGCCUAGGCAAUCCCGGGGUGAAAGCAAAACCCACGGCCGCUCAACAAUUCGUCGUAGUGUAGUGAAACACAUCAGAAAGACGGCCAGCGACAAGUCCUUGACGUUUGUUUUUCCACGCAAUCCAACCAGUCGACUAGCCAGCCGGGAGGGAGACAGUGGUAGUGAAAAUUUUAUUUCCUCUUGAUUUCCUCGGUGCGUUUGCGAGACCGAAGUGGGUCGCGUAUCGCAAGAAAAUGUUAAUUUGGUGCUAGUUUUCCAGCAUUCCGACACUUGUUUUCUCCAGCCGUGUGAGGGCAAUCGGUGAAACAAACGACGAACGCGACCGGGCGAAUCACACCCCGAAGGUGUACAUCGUACGCUCGUGUGUGUGUGUGUAUGUGUAUAUGUGCUGUGUGCGUGCAUGUGUGUGCGGAAAGGGAGGGAAAAUUGUAUUGAGCAAAGUGAUUUAUUCAUUGCCCGGAAGGUGAAUGUCGUGCGUGGUGGCGCCUCUGCUCGGUUUGUGAUUGGUGCGCGCGUGUGUGUUUUUUAUUUUAUUUUAUUUUCUCGCAUUGUGUGUUAGUUGUGCUUCCCGGAGUGGGUGGCAAUUUUCGCCCCCCUCCUGCUGAAAUACACACACCCAUCAAAUGUGUGCGUGUGUGUGUUUGUGUGAGUGAUACGCAAUUUUACACUGGUAACCGGCAACGCUUCAAAGUGGCAGAAGAUUGAGACGUGUGUGGUGCUGUUUCAAUUUCUUGUGAAGCUUUUUCGAGCAUCUUCGUCCAAUUCAAGCCGUGUGGCGGUGUGCGAAUAAGUUGUCCGUGCGAAGUGGGCUGGAGCAAAAGGUGAAAAGUUAUUGGAUUAUGUAUCAAUCACGUUUGCACGGCUGCAGUGCGUAGGGGGUAGUUGGUAGCGCGGGUUACUUGUAUUGCUGCCCUUUUUUUAUUGCCAUUUGGUCCCCUGUUUGCUCCGGUUUGUGAAGUGAAACUGAAUACGCGCACGGGAAAAGCGAGGUGUAGUGUUCGCAGUGAGUUUGUACCACGGCAGUCGCGUAGAACUUGGAUUUUGGUUUUAACGCAGCCAACGGUAAGCGGUUUGGAUGCUGUAGGCUGCAGUUUGGAAGUGCUUCUAAGACGUGCGCCAUCGCAGACCAACGACUUUAAAAGGGCGAACAGCACAAAACUAGCAGCACCACGUCGAAACGUUGCCUCAAGCGCAACAAUUGCACCGACCGAACAGCGUUCGUCGCCGUGCUCACCCGCCGUGCCACGGCAUGGAAUAAGGAGCGGAGUCUCCACGCCAUCGCAGGGCCACGAAUGUCCCGGUGCAUCAACGCAGCACGCCUGCUUGCGAACGAUGAGCACGGGAAACAUGUUGCCAAGGGCUGUAGAGCACCACUGGGAAGUAGAACAGCCGCGCCAGCAUUGGCUUCGUCAGCGACACUGUACGUCUGUGUAGGACGUGUCAUUGUAUAGUGUGUUUCUCCUCCGACCGGUAAAAAGGCUAGCUUUUCUAAGAAGCUAGAUGCUUUGUGACACCCCUUACCAACUCGCUUGGCACGCCAGACCAGACGACGAACCGGCACUGUCAACCAGUGCGAAAGAGCUGGUCCGACUCCGCGCGACGAUGCACGACUGAGGAGAGGCGGCAGCUGAAUAAAUAGAAGGCAAACACAAUUUCAAUGAUAAUCAUCAUCUGAUAGCGGAAAUAAUCGCAACCAAUUUCAACACCAGGCGGCAGCCACGGGAAAGCUUUGGAGCACGGCACCAACUUAAAGCACAACGAUCCGACGCUUGUGCCCUUGCGCCGUCUUCUCGAGGGCUUUUUGGCGACUGCUUCAUGUGUGUGUGCGAGACGCGAUAAAAUAGAUAGCAUUUCAGUAGUGCGUGUUUGUGUGUGUGUGUGUGUUUGUGUAGGGAAGUGUAAACAGUGUGAUUGUGCAUCGAGAGUAACGGUGUCCAAAAUGUGUCCCAAUACGAACUGCACACGGACGAAAAUGAGUGCGUGGCGCUCCACAGACGACACAGUGCCACUUAGCAUCAAACCGAUGCCGACCGGUCGAAGAAAACCGAGUUCCUGGAAGGUCGGCGUGCUGGUGACGCUGCUGCUGGCAAUGCAGCUGCUCGUCAGCCCAGCGCACGGUACGGAAGAAUCGGACUUUACGAAACAGUGCAGCAACUGCAAGUGCAGCUGGAAGAGCGGUCGCAAGAGUGCGGACUGUACGAACCAGCGGCUACCGGUCGUACCGCAGGAGCUGAGCAACGAGCUGCAGAUCCUGGACCUGUCGCACAAUCAGAUCGACGAGCUGCCGGCGAAAACGUUCGAGGCCGCCCACCAGACGAACCUGCAGAAGCUGUACCUGCGCCACAACACCAUGAAGCGGGUCGAUCGGGAUGCGUUCCGCAACCUGACCAUCCUGAUCGAGCUCGACAUGGCGAACAACAACCUGACCGCGCUCGAGGCGGGCGUCUUCGACGAUCUCACCAAGAUCCGGGUCAUCAUCCUGAACAACAACCAGAUCGAGCGGAUCGACAAGAACCUGUUCUACGGCCUGCAGUACCUGACGAAGGUGCACCUGCGCAGCAACCGGCUGGUGCGGAUCGCGCUGAACAGCUUCGUGAACGUGCCGAACCUGUCGCAGAUCGAGCUCGACUACAACGAGCUGCAGGCACUGCGCAAGGAAUCCUUCUCCGGGCUGGAGAAGCUGACCAGCCUGUCGCUCACGAACAACCCGUGGAACUGCAGCUGCACGCUGCGCAGCUUCGCCGAGUACGUGCUGGCGAAGAACCUGUACACCUCGCCGACCGCCUGCAGUGUACCGAAAGCGCUCGCCGGCCGCCAGUGGACCGAGAUCGAGCUGGACGACUUUGCCUGCCCGCCCGCCAUCGUCGAGAACCGGAUGCAGUUCCCGGGGGCGGGCGAAAACGCUACCUUCAUCUGUAAGGUAACCGGGCUGCCGCUGCCGAAGAUUGACUGGCUGUUCCAGAAGCGGUCCUUCUCGCGCCACGACCAGCGGCUGCGCGUAACCGAGGCCGUGCGGACGAGUCCGCGCGACCAGAGCGAGGUGCUCGUGUCCGAGCUGACCAUCGUCGGCGUGCGGCCGUCCGAUCGCGGCACGUACGUGUGCAAGGCGACCAACCGGGGCGGCAUCGACGAGAGCGAGCAGUUCUUCGACCUGAAGGCGGACCCGCACCCGAUCACGUCCGCGACCCGCUCGAAGGACAUCCUGCAGAUCGUGCUGAUCGUCGUGGUGGUGGUGCUGCUCUUCGUCAUCCUCAGCUGGGUGCUGGUGUACUGCAUCUGCUGCCGGAAGCGGCGAUUCAAGAAAAACUCCGCAAUGAGAGAGAACGGCCAGAUGAAUACGAAGAUGAUGGACAAGUCGCAGAACGAAUCGAUACUGGACGGUGGGUCCGUGAUGGUCGACAUGCAGAAGAGCCUGCUGACGGAGGUGAACCCGGUGGAGAAGCCGCCCCGCCGGGCCGACAUUGAUGCCGGCGAAAAGGGCCCGGGCAGCGGUGGCCAGAGCUCGGUGGUCGGUGAUUACGACGAGAAGCACGAGGCCAAGCGAACGCUGCUGGAAGAGACAGGUUUUGUCGCCCAGGAUGAGGAAACAGCUUCGGUGGCGCUGUCGGACUCGAACCCGCGCUCCCGUGCCACCUUCGUAGAUGACGGCUGCGGCACCAACCUGCCGCCGGACCUGCUGGCCUUCCCGGCCCGCUUCCCCCAGUCGCCCUCGAUACAGAGCUCGAUGUCGAACAUCCACGACGGGCGCAUCUACGGUAAAUCGCCGCUGGCCAGCCCAAUCUACCAGACCGGACCGGGCACCAGCUUGGGCGGCGGUGCGUCCGCCCAGAUGCCGGCCGGCUUCCGCACGCUGCAGCAUCCGAAGACGGGUCGCACGAUAGCGAUUGCGGCGGCCCGCUCGAACUCACCGUUCACCCCGGCGCCCCUCAUCUAUCCACCGGUCGCCCUCAAACACCAGGGGUACGUGACAAUCCCGCGCAAACAGCGCACACCCAGCUGGACACCGUCGAUGAGCUCGGCGGUGACGGCCGAGCUGCUGCCGGCGGGCAGCGUCGGUCACAGUGGGGCCACCAGUCCCAUCUCCCCCAUCGACCUGUCGCUCAGCGAGCCGGUGUACGACAAUCUUGGUCUGCGGACGACCGCGUCCGGCAACUCGACGCUCAAGCUGAACAAAACGGGCCACCGGGGGUCACCGCUCGGGUCGACGGCGGCCGGCACCGCGCUCACCUCGACACCGAUGGCAAAGUACAGCAUGAAGGAUCGGCCGCUGCCGGCCACACCCGGCGGCCAGACGGCAACGCCCAACAGCUCGCUGCUGGGGCACGGUGGUGGCAACUACGAGGCUAUACCGGAGACACUGCCCUACGGUGCGGGACAAUCAAUGGGGGCCGGUGGUUUGAGCGGGUUCGAUCUCGAUCAGUCCUCCAUCUACGGUCCGGUGGUGGGGACGACCACGAACCGCAGCAAAGUUCCGCCCAGGCCACCGCCCAAGCCGAAGAAGAAGGUGGUCCUCCCGGCAGCGGGUGGCAUCGUGACGACCGGGGACGAUCAGAGCUCGGCACCGAGCGGCCAGAUGGCGACUGCUGGUGGUGACAGUAGCGGCAUCAACAUCAGCACUACCAACACCAGCACCAGCCCACUGGUGGCCGAAGACUGCGACGACGGUACCGAGGUCUAGUGGGAGCGGCAAUCGCUCACCUUCCGCCACGGGACCAACAGACGCGUGCGCACACGGCACUUUUCGUAGGCCUCCUGUUAGUACGGUAGUGCGUGAGUAUGAGACCAUAAUUUAAUUCUAGCCCUUAGUAUGUCCCACCCACUCGACUGGGUGUGUGCAAGCGACAAUGACGUCGGCAUACCCUUAACGAUCGAAUCGAGCGUAGGUCGAAUGCACACGGACACGGUGGUCGGGUGGCCCGGAUGUAUGACGAUUAUAGGGGUGCAACGCACAGUAAAAACAAAGUAGUUUAGUAAAGAAGUAAGGCGUAAGCGACGAACCGAUCCUCUAAAGCAGAAUGAAAUUAAAAGUUUGCGAAGAUCACGAGCAGAAACGAACUUGUAACGGAAAUAGCUUUAGCGAGCCAUAAACGGUAACGGUGUAGAUUUAUGGCGAGCUCGUGUUAAGUAAGAGAUAGCUAAUUUUCGAAAGAACGAAAAUCUAAGGUGAUUAAAGCACAAGCAUAUACGUGCAUACACAAGCAGUAUGUGUGCACAGGUCGCGAGGGGAACCGAAAUUAUUUCCGAACGACUCGGACUCGUUUAAGGGAUAAUAUUAUUUUUCUUACAUUUUUUACAUUCGCAAUUACGUAGCAUUACAUCCACUCUCAUAGUGUAUUUAAUUUUUAACGAAAGCAAUAGUGUAAGUCGAGUGUAACCGUCACGAAGGGGGAUCAUCGCUUCCGCGAUCCUGCUGCAGCUGUGGGUGUGUUGGAUUUGGUAGGAUUUUUUCUCCGAACCCAACUAGAGUGUAAACCCGGAGUGUGCGUUCCGAGGACACACAUACCGAUCACGCUUUACCCACGAUACCCACAGUGAACAUGUUCGUUAGCUUUAGGUUAAGAGCGUUAGAUCGUUGGACGGGUACGAACGAACGUUAGGAUGAGGAUUUCAUUGCCGACAAAGCAUUUGGAGAGAAAGCAGUUAGAGGCUGUAGUGCAGGUAUGUGCAGUGCAGGACGACGGUGUCAAUAGACAGAGACGACACCGAGCAAGCAGCAACGCAGCUAUAGACAGAGCGUGAGUGUCAUAUUUUCUUUGUGAGAAAUUUUGUUAGCUACCCUCCUUUGUGAAAGCUUCCUCAAGGGCCCUUUGUUUUGGUUAAAAAUUUCAAUAGAAACAAAUGCUCAUAAUCCAACCGGAUGAUGAUAAUUUACCAUAACAUGUGCGCUGUCCUGUUUGCAAUUUUUCUUUCUCCAUGAAUUGGGCUUCCGCAACACUGCACCGAGCAAUGUCCGGAAUAUCCUUGUUAACUCGUUUCACAACUCGCACCGCUUUGCCCCAUCGGUAUCCAAAACGGCAUGUCACCGUAGCGCUGGGGUCACGUGUCGGUGGAUAAUUAUUACAAAUGAGCUGGAAUGGAACGACUCAUGUUUCACAGUGUCGUUACUUUCAUAACACUGUAUACGCUCCGGUUUCCGGUGGUUGUUUAUUAUUCUAACAGCUGCUAACAGCGCCACUAACGAACCAUCGUUUUGUGCGCUGCAUCGUCCCUGACCGCCUCUCGGCAGGACCGGAAUGGUGGCAAAAAACGAUACAGACAACAGUAAAACAUGAGAACGAGAACCAAUUUCGCUUAACCGGCACAGCACGGGUCGAGCUUAAUCCGGGCACUGAGUACCUCCUGUCGAACCCCGGGUGAGAUGAAAGCAGCUUUUCCUCUUGAUUUUAAUUACGUGAUUACUCGUUGCACUUGAGAAAUAGCUACUUUUUUAUUAUUAUUAUUCGCUACUUCGUUUAUUCUAUCCCGUUUUUGUCUCCACACGUUUGCCUGUCCGUCCCGCGGUACAGGGAAGCGUCACGUGGUGUGAUAAUGUUUUAAAUAAAUCUUUCUAUUACCAUCCGCUACCGUUCUUCUCAGACCGGUUUGAGGUCGAGAGCGUGCUGAAGUUGCAAAGAAUGAAGAAACAUUGAUUAAAAAAACGAAACCAUUUUGUAUGGUUUCGUUCUCGUUUACCCGCUUGUGUCCUUUUUUGUUGUACGCUUCACCCUCUUUCAUAACUCUUUUUCACGCUUUCCUUGCUCUGGUUAUGUUUCUACUGCUGCUGCUGCUGCUGCUGCUGCUGCUGAUACUGUUCAAGAGCUCGUCCUUUGCAGGGUGAAGUAUAGAACCACGACACGACGCGGAUCCUUACCGUUUUAAUUUCCGAAACGAAACACACUAAAUAACAGUGCCAAUUGACUGAACAAAAACCCGAAGGUGUGGAUGAGUUGAAAAAGAGAGAGAGAGAGAGAGAGAGAGAGAGAGGGCGUGAAGAGGAAAAAGAGAAACGAACAGGCAGUUGCGUUAGGGAAACCUCUUCAUUAUCGAAAGAGAAUAAUUGCAACAGGUACUAUAAAAAAGAUGAAAACACAGAAAAAUAGGAAAAAAAUAAAACAGGCACUAAAGUUAGGGCAAAUUUAAUUAGGGGGCGGCAACAAUUCGCAGCAACAAAGGAGAGAGAGAGAAAAAAAGCUCGCGAGCUUUUCUGUUUUGUUUAUUGUGUCGUGUCGAAUAGGUAUGAACGAAAGACGACGUUUCCGAGGUCGAAAAUGUGAUGUAAUAUUGAUGUUGUCGCUAAGGAGAAAGCGAACGGAUGUUGUUGUAGUAGCGUUUUGUUUGUUUAUCGAUCGCGAUAGUCUGACGAUCAUUCGAGAAAAAAACACGAUUCAAUGCUAAAUAUAGUUUAUUAUAAAAAAGACCGUAAACCCAUCUGAAGGAUGAGCGUGGGACGAAUAUACUGGAUGGAUUGAACGAACAGUAGUCUGGUGGAUCGUUUAGAUAGAGCUGUACGAUAAGAGACUUAAUUGUAAUCGAACCGUGUUUAAACGCUUUAUCUCUUCUAUAUUUUACAGCACACUCCAACACUCGUUAUAUUAAGCAGCGCCUUACCCACACAAGCGGGGAGUGCAUUUGUUGCAUCCAAUCGAUUUUGUGUUUAGUAUAAAGUGAUUGUAAUUUUCUUGCCCUUUUUCUUUAUUUUUGCAUUACCAUAAACAUCGAUUGCAUCAUCAUCAGUCACGUGCCUUUGAUCCAUUUACUGUACACACUUACACACUCUCAUAACAACCCUUGAGAACAGGUGGAUAUGAUUUGUAGAUAUGUUUUGGGAUAGUUUUUAAUUUUUGCUAUUCUAAGGACCUUAUUUAACAUCAAACAAGUUAAUUGAAGCAUCGAAAAUUUUCACCUUCAUUCACGUCAACAUGAUGCGUCUUAAUUUCAUUUAGUAAGCUUCCAGACAAGCAUCGGCAUGCGCGUGUGUGCGUUAGAGUAAGUGUAGCGCCGUAUCAUCAAUAAAGCGCCGUAUGCUGCGGGCGAUAAUUGAAUAUAAAUCCUUCCGUUUUAUUUCAUUAUGCGUUUAUUAUUUUAUUUUCCAUUUCGCCAUGCUUUAUCACAAGUCCUUUUUUUUGUUUUUUGUUUGAGAAACCAUUACUUCGAUCCCGGCGGGUAUGUAUUUCAAAGGUAUUAAAAUAACCAUUGCAGAGAAGCUUUAUUUUUAUUGGAUUUCGUUUGUUUCAUGUUCAUCCCGUUUCCAAUUGUUUCAUCGUUUUUUUGCGAUUGGUUUACGUUUUCCACGCUCUAUUGUGUAGCUAUCGGGGUAUUUUUAUGAUUGAAUUAAAUUUUCACUUUUCCAUAGGUGCGAGGUAAACACCGUUAGAGUGUUGUACAAAUUGAAGUAGAUAUAUAUUUUUAGAAACGCUAACGAUCUCCACCUCCUAGCCAUAGAAUACAUUAAACAAUGUGGAGGCAAUUUUCCUAUCACGUUUGUUUUGAACACUAGGCCAUUUUUAUUAUGUUGCUAUUUUAAUUCCAUAAUGGAUGAAAAUCAAAAACAUUAUAUUUUCUAAAUUAUGCAUCCAUCUGUUCGUAUAGGCUUUGUAUGUGCUGUUUCUUCGAACUCAAUGUUGUCUACUUUAAACAUAAAUCCUCGUCUAACUAGCAAUGAAGAUUUUGUCAAAUGUAUUCAGUUUCAUCCAAUUACUGUGUCCAGUUCCAUAGAACUGUGCAUAAAGUGGACUCAAGACGACUUACAAAUAAGCCUUUCAGUUUCUCCUUUUGUGUCAGUGUGCAAAGGCUCCACAAAUUCUCGUGAAAGUAUCCCUAUCGUAGGAAGGGCGUUCAUUAUAAUAAUGAAUAGCUUGAUGCAUGCGUCAGAACGACCCCGUACGGGCAGUAUAGAUAAUAUGAUACACUUUUUUAAUUAAUUCAUACAUAACGCACCUCUUGUCCUACCGUAAGACAAUCCAUGCAGGGAAUUUGGACAGCAGCUUUCAGAUGUAACUAUCACUGCUCCUACCACAUGCACACCGAGGGGCUAAGUGCUUCACCUAACUAGCAUCAGGGAGAGGAAGUAUCGUUGUGAAAGGAUGUUCUGUAGAACAUUGCGCCUGAAGGUAUGCUAUGAGGACGUGUUGCUUAACACAGCGAUACACAAUUGCACAAUUCUCACAAUUUGUGUGCAAAAAGUUUGGCAAGGGGGGUUGGGUGCUGAGUGGGGGGGGGGGGGUGAGGGAGUAGAGAAUGCUUUUGACGAAAAGUAACAAAAAAGCUCGUUAGAAGAGAUUUGUUAGCGAAAUCGUCGUGUGUUGUAACCUCGUGUACGGGAUAUCUCGCUUCCGGGAACAUUUUAAUAACGCACUGUGCCAAUGUAUGAAAUAGUGCGGCAUACGUGCUGUAUAUUUCAGCACCAGAAAAAGCUCUUAAUUACACAGACAACUUUCGGUGUUUUUUGGAAGCACUGCAAUUGUCAUGCAUCGUCUGCAAGGUCAGAGCGAGCGAUGUAGAGCGUGAAAUAAAUGUAGCUAAAACACUACGGACAGUAGUAAUGAUUUUACUACUAACUUUUACAUCGAUUAAAGUGAAUUCUCAACCACCAGGGACAGCCGUGCACAGUCGUUGCUUAACUUUCUUCAGCUUAUGGGAAAGAAACCGCUCGUAGUUAAUCAAUGGCAACCCGUUACCGGACGGAAGUUUUCGCGGCAAAGUGCAAAAUCCCCAAACCCUGCCAAUCUAGUAGGAUCUCACAGUCGAGCCGGUGUCGGUGUCGACGGUGUAACCACUUCCCUAGCAGCAUCGUCUCGGUUCUUAAUGGAGUUUCGGAGGAUAAUUCAUGGCGUCGGGUUCGGUCGAUAUUUGUCAAAUGCUGUGCUACUUGUCGCUACCUCUGGUGCUACUGCUACACGGCAACAGGCUUUGGCUUCGCGUUAUUCGUGCUCCACCCGUGCACAGGUUAAUGGCGAACGUGGGAGGGAUCACGCGUGCAUAAAUCACACCGUAACAUACCUGCCCGGUAAUUAGGCGGGCAAACUUCGUCAACCCCGAUAGUCCACCGUAACCCACACACCUUGUGCGGUCUUAAUUUAGUGCCAAGCGCCCCCCCGAAACACACGUGCCGAGGUGUGGGUCCGUUUAAUUACGCCGACGGUUGGAAGCGAUUUUCGUUCGAAAGCAGUGAGUGAAACGGGGAAAGGUUUGGUUAAACUUUUAAACCACUUUUCGGAAGCCCUGAGUCCCCCACUGAAACCCCCCAUCGCCGGUUCGGAAAAUUCGCAGCGAGUGUCCGAAGAUUUAAACCGAUCAUUCUCGACGAAAGUUCAUUAGCAGCAAACGGGGAAGAUCGGUUUAACUACCCUGUGUCGCCACCCGAUUCUACCCGUCCCAAGGGAUGGGGAGGGUUGUGUUGUCCCUUCCUUGCUUGCUUGACAGUACAGGCACGGGAAGCACUCGAGCAAACGCUCCUCGCGUCUGGCGACUGCUUCUGGUUCGUCUGGGAAAGUAUCCGCGUGUAGUGUGUCCUUGGUGUUGUUGAUCCUUCGAAUUACCUUCACUCAGAAGACGGUCCUAAUCGCAGAUCGCUGCCAUUCCGGUCGUCCGAUUUUGGGUGAAAUUGGAAUCCUUCCUUCACGCAACCCACAAGAAAUAGGGCGUUAAAAUACUGAAAGUAUAUAAAAAAUAAACAUUUCCGCCAUAUUGUACCAACAAACGUGGGCGAGCACGAUCCAGGAAGCAAUCAUAGCGGGAGGACUUUCGGCGGGUAAGGCGUGUAAGAGGAAGCUUUUUUUAAGAAUUACACCACUUCACAGCGUUGUAAACUUAAGCGUUUUUUCCCCUAACGCAAGCAAACGCACCAACCCAGGCAGCGUUACGCGCUGGAUGGCGCAUGUGAACAACGCCAAUGGAAACGACCCACGCCAAUGGUUAAAAGCUUUUGCACUUGAAAUAGUGUGGGCGUGGAUGUGAGUGUGAGUGGGUUGGAGAUAUUUUUCUUAAUCGCCACUUACAACCAUCCGGCUCACGCGCUCGCCUUGACAAGGCUUUAAAAGCGACAACCAAGCCGUGCCGGGGUAGCUUGUUUGGCUAUUUUUAAUGCCAUCCGCUUCAUCGUCAUCGUGGUGGUCGUGUAGCACCGCCCGGGAUGAUGGCAUCGUUCAAUCGAUCGAGAUUAGCCCGCCCCAGACGGCACCGGACAUGGUGCAGACACGAAGCACGCUCGUCGGUCGAUUGGCAGGAAAUUUGAUACUUAUCAUUUAUCCGACCGGUACAGACCGGAGAGCCGGUAUGCGAAAGUUUCCAGCAAAAUGUGACACCCAAGCGUACUACCCCAUUAGACUUGGGAAGGGCCCGCUAGUACCCAACGCUCGCGGUAUAGCUCGCGGUACCGCUACACCAGUCAUUAAGGCGAGAACACUCUUCCGCCAGAGCGUUGAGAAUGGUUGCUACGAAACGGUCGAGAUUGGAUCUGCUUUGAUCCGUUUAACGGUACGCCAAGUGAAGCGAUUUAAGGAUAAUUGAAGCGAUGGCAGAUAGUUAGGCUGGGAGUUGGGAGUUGGCACACGGCGAGCAACAAGGCUGCAGAAGGAAAGUUUGGGAGGGAAUGGAUGCGCUAUUUCUGUUUCCGUUAUUGUAACGAUGCCAGUUUAAUUUCUUCAUUCCUUGUGGUUGGAGUAUUUCGAUGGCUGUUUUUAAUAUUACCUUCUUACGAUUCGUAAUUGCCAUUAGUUUCACCAAAAUCUACCAAACCUAAGACUAGCAGAUAAAGCAUGUACAAGAACCUCCAAAUGUAUCGCCAUCACUAGUUACUAGCUUCACUAAGCACGCUUAAGAUAGGUUAUUCUGUUAACGUUUUGUUCUAGAUUGGUACAAGUAAGGUGUGGCACUGCGAUAACAUCCCGCGUCCUUUCCAAAAGUCUCCUACUCGUUUGCUCUGCUAGACACCUGCCCGCAUUGACACUCCCGCAUCUUCACCCAUUUUUAUGACAGUCCACUCAUCCCCAGCGUGAUGAUCUGUGCCUUUCCGGGCGCUUUUAAACCCCUUAAUCGUUUCCGACACGAAAGCGAAUUAUCGACCGAAUAUUACCUCCCCAUACUCUCGGCAUACCAUCCUCAGCCGCACGUGUGGAGAGGCGCACGAAAUGUAAACACAAAGUCCGCCCUGCCCCUGCCGCAGCAGCAAGCAACAGCAGCAACAUCAACAACGAAAUAAGCUUUACCAUUAUCAUCAUCAUCCGAAGCAACAGCGAUGGUCGGCUACCUUUAGCUCACAGGGUACAUCGCACACGCUAGCGGCCAGCUGUCCCGCUUCCAGUGGGCCGGCUUUUGGGGAAACUUCUCGCACACAUAUCGGGAGUUUCUGUUUGCCAAACACGCGUCCCCCGUUUGCUUCUUCCAUAGCCCCUUCGCGUGAGUCCAAACACCGUCAUCCGGUGGGAUGGAAUAGCGACACGAUCACAACCUAUACACAUACAGUGGCACACACACACCCGAGCAUACGGGAAAUGGAGAAGGUGGAACAAACCUUGUUCCUUCCCUCUCUGUCCCUGAUUCGGUGCCCUUGGAAUUCGCUAGAAUUCUUCGCUUACCAUAUGCAGCAUUUUGAGGGGAGUGGGGGAGGGAAAGCGUCCACUACUUUGGGGCCCGUGCUUCGGGAAAUCCCAUUCCGAACCCGAGCUCCCGAACCCAGCAUCCAACAUAACAGCAUGGCGCGCUUUGUGUGAUACCGCCCGGUGGGAAGGAUGGGAAGGUCCUAUGGCACAACGGAGAAACGAGGUGGAAAGUUUCAAUUUGAUCGCUUGGAAAAUUGUCCAACUUUUGGCGGGGGGGGGGGGGUCUUUUCCGCGCCCACCUGUUUCCUUGUGUUCCUCCCCAUCGGUCUGCCUUUGGUAUGUGUGGAACGCUCACGACAUUCAUGGCGACAUAUUUUCACAAACUUUCACCCCCGAAACACCCCACUUUGCGCUCUACUUCCGCCCGGAUGGGCAGAAGAAGCAUGAUGAUGAUGAUGAUGGGCAUUCAUGUGUGUGUGUGUGUGUCUAUGAGUGUAGUUUUGCAAACAUCCCAUUAAUAUAGUUCGUGUGUCGGCUCGGGCUCGGGCUGCUGGUUUGCUGUCCAAGGAUUGCCCAAGGCCAGUAUAAUACACACACUUAUUAGCAAGCGAUCUUGUCGAGCAUCUGGCAGUUUACUGUGGCAACAUUGGUGAAACCAAUUUCCACACGAACGCCGUACGUAUGUUGAGCGAUAGAAUCAAAGCCACCGCGCAAACAACUUUUCGCGCAAAAGUUCCAACCCUGCCAGAAUACGCAAGCAUCGUCAGCAGCAGCAGCAGCAGCAGCAGUUCACGGUAGAUGCAUUGCACUGAGUAGAUUGAGUUACGAUUUUGAGAAUAGAAAAUAAAAUGGCACUAAAUGUGUGAGCCGUGUUUUAUUUUUCCUUGUCAGGGAUGCUCAUCGAACGGCAGGCUUGUUUUAUGUGGAAAUUUUAAUAAGCGCAGGUGUACAGCAACGACAAUGCGCUGUUAUGAAGAUUCAGCGUAAAAAGUAAUGAACAAACCGUAGUGACGAAAUUGUUUCCCAUUUCUAGGCAGAAUGAUGAGAGCAAAUAAGUUUAACACUGAAUUUAAGGAUGCAUGUGUUUCACUGAAACCCAUAUGUAUAAGGUUUUCCUCAAAUUGAAGCAUUUCUCUCCUAAAAGUCUCAUCAGACCUUGCAUGACAAUGAACGUGGAAUUUUUGUUAUUUUGAAACAUUUCAUUAAAUUUUUAUCAGAAUAUGGCUUGGUGCCAUGCCACACCAAAAGAACGGAUGUUCAAUUCCCCACCUAUUUAGGUUGUAAAACAUUUUGAAAUAAUGAAUUAAACACAUUCCCUUGCGAUUUCCCGCUGGCAUUUAUUUUUUCACCGUGAAUAAAGCGAGGAAUUACAAGAAAAAGCAUUUAAUUUAUCACUUCAAAAAAAAUUGUCUAAUUGUUGAGGAAUUUAAUAUACUUUAUUUUGGUGUAAAAUAAGCGAAAUUAUGAUAAAAUUUUAUUGAAAUAUAUUGGAAAACCCCAAAAUUUCACGAUCAAUUUCAACUGAGGCUCUCACGCGUAGAAUUCUCUUCCUGUUUAUUCCUCUAACCUUACUAACACUUUAAAGCUUAAUUAACAGCGCCUACGAACGAUCAAUAAUGAAAACAAUUCAACUAAAAGCAUUCAUUUAAGUAUACUACGGGCCCAUUUCCUGCUUCUAACAGCUCCAUUCCUUUUGGGCUGUCCCGUUUCGAAAUUGUCCCGUUGCCUUAUUGAAUGCAGAACACCGUUCAACCAAUGAACUGGAGGAAAUGAAGGAAAGCAUUUUCUUACGCAAACUUCCUUUUCAUCCCUUGCCGUUCAGUUCAGCGCUCAUGUGCUUCAUAACCAUCUGUUUGCCGAUUUCGAUUAACGGUCACUUGCGAAAGGAGCAUCACGUACGAGAUCAGUGCUUCUAAUUGACCAGAUCACACUCUCACAACCUUGCACUGAGUGUGUGUAUGUGUGUGUGUGUGUGUGUGAGUGUGUGUGUGUAUAUAUUGAAAAAGUCACGUUUUUCCAUUUUUCGGUAGCCGGAAAACUUCAUCCUUCUUCCGUACGUCGUCAUGGUUGGCGAUUGCUGUGAUUGCUCGAUCGUAUCAUGCUCGAUGCACUUUCUGCCUCUCUCUCUCUCUCUCACGCACACUGGAUUUCUCUUCUCUCUGCGUUCGCUUUCCCAGACUAGAUUGCUUCAUAUCAUCUACACCAUUUCCUCGAGAUUUUGCCGCACAAGGGUGUGUCAUUUCCUGUGCCACUUUGUCGCUGCUGGCUGAAUGUUGUUGGUGUUUUUCUUUCCGGAAUGCAAUCGUUAAACUUUCUCCAACUAUAGCGAGAAACUGGUGCAAGAAGCAACAUAAGUAGUACCCCGAACGAACAAACAAGCAAAAAACAUCAAGGAGCAAAAGUCAUAACCACUUCACCCCACAGUGUGCCCCACAGUGGGCAGUGGGACGGUGCGGUGCGGAGAGACAGGAAGUUCUUCCUCACCUCACCAGCACCGAUACUGCCCCAGCAAUGGAUGCUGUUUUUUUUGCUUCCUGUGGGUGUGCACACAUUUCACAAAAGAGCGUAGUGGGGCCACCACCACCACCACCUCCCCCCGUCUGGUGACAAUUGUUCCCGCCCGCCUGCGGAAUGCCGUUUGGAGUGGAGCGCAUCGUUAAUAGCAAGCAGGCGAAAAUGCAACGAUUCCGAAACAAUGGGCUUCGAAAAAUAAAGCUUCGUGACGCAGGGUGGAAAGAGACGGGUAUAAUGUUGCUUGCUUUCUUGGACUUUCCCCAAAAAGACUGGCGAUGCGAAGCAUGGUGUCUUUGCCCCUGCUCAGAAACUACCACAACAAUUGUCUAUGUAUGUUUGUUGUGGCACGGGCAUUAUCGUGUGCUUGUGAAAUUUUUAUCCGCCUCGGACCGUCCACUUGUGUGGUUUUCCUUGUGUUUUUUUUUCUUUAUUAUAAUAAAAA
Messenger RNA from Anopheles merus, 16445 nucleotides. RefSeq lists its product as uncharacterized. The record is from RefSeq and is a predicted model, not a curated record. Gene Ontology annotation, molecular function: protein binding. Bases 2911 to 5649 code for a protein of 912 amino acids. The transcript is spliced from 6 exons. NCBI's taxonomy places the organism in Eukaryota, Metazoa, Arthropoda, Insecta, Diptera, Culicidae.